Sugiyamaella lignohabitans is the source of this 1614-nucleotide messenger RNA. RefSeq names its product carboxylesterase-lipase family protein. The transcript has a single exon. The record is from RefSeq and is a predicted model, not a curated record. NCBI's taxonomy places the organism in Eukaryota, Fungi, Ascomycota, Dipodascomycetes, Dipodascales, Trichomonascaceae. Bases 1 to 1614 code for a protein of 537 amino acids.
AUGACGUCUGCUCCGACAAUCAAACGGUGGGAGAAACACCAGCUGAAGUUUGCUGGCCAGGGAACUUUAGACGGUAUUAAAAUUCUGGAAGACGAUGAGUCGGGCGAUGUCAAGUGCUAUCGUUAUACAGGUGUUAGAUAUGCACAGGCGCCAGUGGGACCACUGAGGUGGAGACGGCCCCAGAAGCUGAGCAAGACGUAUGAUUAUACAGGCGACUACACGAGUUUUAAAACGGUGUGUCCUCAGCCUUCCUUGAGCACGAUCUCGGCGAAUGAUGAUAUUGUCUAUGACGAGGAUUGCUUGUUUGCCAACAUCUGGGUACCAGGAGGAACUCCUCCUAAGGAAGGAUGGCCAGUGUUGUACUUUAUUCAUGGAGGAUUUCUUCAAGUAGGAAGUCCUCAUCAUUAUCGCCAGGCAGAUCCGCAAGACCUCUUGGCCAAAGACUCAAAAGCAAAAUAUAUAAUCGUGGCAGCCGGAUACCGGCUCAAUCUGUUUGGAUUCCUUUCGUCCAAAGAGCUGUUAGAAGAGGACAAAUACAACUCGAAUUUCGGGUUCUGGGACCAACGAAUGGGUAUGGAAUGGGUAUAUGAGCAUAUCCAUCAUUUUGGUGGUAAUAAAGACAAUAUCACAGUAGGAGGACUCAGUGCUGGGUCAUACAGUGCUAUCUUCCAACUGGCAUAUGAACUGUAUCACCCAGAAGUAACGCAAAUCAUCAAACGGUCGCUGUUAUUAUCCAACGGACUGGCAAUUCAGCCAAACACAGUUGACAAAACACAAGACCAGUUCGAUUCUCUGCUAAAAGAACUGGAUAUUCCUAAAUCUCUGAGUGCUAAAGAGAAGCUUGAAAAGCUGAGAAAAGUGCCUUUUGAGUCUCUAGUCAAGGCAAUUGACGGUCUUGACCGCCAGACUUUCCGAGCUAUAACUGACACAUACUUUGUCUCACCGACACUGUUUGACGAUAUAUAUUCAGGAAAGUUUGGUGAACUUGUUAACACCAGCGGACGAAGUUUGAUGAGCGGAGAAGUCGACAACGAGUGGCUCAUCUACUCCCUGACCAACGCUCCUGACACAGUAGACGAACUGGCUGCCAAAAUCGAGAACUACUAUCCUCGACCCGUAACUAACGCUCUCAUCAAACACUACCCAACACCCAAACCCGACGAUGACGACGACUUGCAAAAAGUUUUUGGCGACAUUGUCAGCGACAUGCAAGUGUACGUCUCGUCGCGACUUCUCGUGAACAGUCUUGCCAAAGCAGGCAUGACCACCGACAGAGUAUUCCGGUACCGAAUCGCUUUUCGCGGGCAAUACCUCGACAAAUACGCACCUCCCGAGUUCCGGGUUCCUCAUACAGGCGACAUCGGCAUCUGGUUCUACACCGCGUUCGACGGCAUCACCGACGACGAAAAACCGCUCUUUCAGCAGUGGCUCGAGCCCGUCGCCGAAUGGAUCACCACCGGCACUACCGCCAAAUGGGGCACCCGCUCCAUCACCGACCUCCGCGUGUUCAACCGCGACGGCACCAUCACCAUCACCCCCGACGACCGCUGGGACUGGGCCAUGACCGUCGGCCGCGUCGUGUCCUCGGCGCUCUCUCCGGGGUCUAAACUGUAG